Messenger RNA from Haliotis rufescens (red abalone), 623 nucleotides. RefSeq lists its product as uncharacterized. The transcript is spliced from 5 exons. Lineage: Eukaryota; Metazoa; Mollusca; Gastropoda; Lepetellida; Haliotidae. The record is from RefSeq and is a predicted model, not a curated record. Bases 161 to 511 code for a protein of 116 amino acids.
CGGGAAUAGAGGAUACGUGGAGUGUGAAAGCUUUUAAAUGACUGGUUCAAAGAAGAAGGUGUUAACACACCGCGUAUUUGUCACACCGUUUGUCUAUAUAAUGCAACCUUGAUUUUCAGAAAUCAUCAUCGCAAGAAGAUACAACUGCUCUAAAGACGUGAUGAAGCUGAUACUUGUCGCGGCUCUGUUGGUGUGCCUGCUGGCGAUACACGCUGAUGGACAAAGACACUACAGCCCCUACCGGAUCAGGAUGUAUUGGAGAACAACUACAUCAUGUAUCUAUAGAGCAGCAAGGGUGUUGUCUCGCUGUCCGGGCGUCAGAUCAAGGUUCAGGUACCGAAGAUUCAAUGGGAAGAGAGAAAUCGAGAACGCAGAUGAGAAUGCUGACCAAUCAGAGAACGAUGAGCAGCUGAUCAGCGCCAGAGAUCUGUUUGAGACAGCCAAUCGAGGAAGUCAUGGAGGCAACGGCGCAGGAUCCACAGGCGGGAUUCGUCAGCCUACUGACGCAUAGAAACACAGGCGACACAGUGUGGGAUCCAUUCCGGAUGAUGAAAGGCUUUGUGCAGCUUGUAAAUCACUCGGACGUCCCUGAUUAUGUUAACAUAAUAAAUCCUUGAAGCAGA